Messenger RNA from Adineta steineri, 1026 nucleotides. NCBI's taxonomy places the organism in Eukaryota, Metazoa, Rotifera, Eurotatoria, Adinetida, Adinetidae. The record is from the annotation of a GenBank genome assembly.
AUGAGUGCAUGUGCUUCAAACGAACGAUUUCAUACGGUUAUUAUUCGUGGUGAUCUUCCAACGAUUGAGAAACAAUAUAAAGCUGAUAAACCCACGGAUCUACCUGAAGCAGAUCAUUGGAUUCGUGGAGUUAUCAGCUACGUUUCCGACACAUCGUAUGCUGGUGGUCAUGCUAUAUUUCGUGCUUAUCUCAAUGCCUAUAAUUCUCAUGAAGAUAUUGUACUUUCACCAGAUGAUUUGUGGUUGAUGAUAACGAUUUAUUUUGCAAAAUAUAUUAAUGACAAUGCCGAGAAGUUGCGACAUCUCUUUGUUAACCACGAAGGAAAGAUCAAAUUGACCAUUGAACAAAUGCAACCGAAUCUUGACUGGAACGCAUUUCUCGAUAGCAUGCGUAUGAAAAUUGGUGAAAAUGUCAAGAACGAUAUUGUUUCUCUUUUAACGGCCAACUAUUCAACGACAGGCAAAGUUGAAUCGUUAUUAUCCUGUGCUACGAUUAUGAAUAUCUUUAAAAAAUAUUUUGAUUAUGGGCUUGCGAUGACGUGUUGUGGCAUUCGAAAAGUACACUUUAUGGGUACAAUUGAUGAUUGGUUACUUCUUCGACAGAAAACAGAACAAUUACAGACUUUUACAACUCCUGAUGACGAGUUUUCGACCUAUGUCAAAGGUCUCUUACCAGUGCUCGAUCAACUCAUUGAUACGUAUCGCGGCAAGGUUGACAAUGAAUUUUGGGACAAAAUCUUUAAUGUCGAACACGUUGGUCAUGGAUCAGGGAGCUGGACAAAACUUACUGGUUGGUUUCUUCAACUAUGCUAUGGUCUUCAUACGCAAACAUCAUGCAACAUUCAAAAGGUUACAUUAGACUCAGUUGUCACUCCAGUAGAAUUCGAGAGUGAAUAUACAAAUGAGAAAAAAACAUGUUAUGUGGUGGGUGGAUUUCAUGGUAUUGAAAGCCGAGAUGAAUGGCAUAAACCAGUUAUGUCUUUAGCUGUUAUUGACGAUCUGUCGACGAUCACAAAACGUAAAUAA